Molecule: messenger RNA, 1705 nt
Organism: Girardinichthys multiradiatus
Lineage: Eukaryota; Metazoa; Chordata; Actinopteri; Cyprinodontiformes; Goodeidae
Gene: dlx2a
Product: distal-less homeobox 2a
Exons: 3
Coding region: 177-1007 (276 amino acids)
Biological process (GO): embryo development; negative regulation of transcription by RNA polymerase II; cell differentiation
Molecular function (GO): RNA polymerase II cis-regulatory region sequence-specific DNA binding; DNA-binding transcription factor activity, RNA polymerase II-specific
Source: RefSeq, a predicted model, not a curated record
CCGACCGUGGCAGAUAAUCACAGGCCACUGAGAGGAGGACACACCUGCCACAGUUUUACGGGGAUGCGUUUUGACUCACAAAAAGGUUCACGGUUUGACUCGUCAAGUUUUUCCUUCUAGCAAUUUUGCAAUUUUUGCGCGCAUAGGCUCCUAAGCUGCGGUGUUCCCAAUCCAAGAUGACGGGGGUUUUUGAGAACCUGAACGCAGAUAUGCAUUCGAACCAGAUUACCUCAAACAGUUACCACAGCUUGCAUAAAUCGCAGGAGUCCCCGACUCUGCCGGUCUCCACGGCGACGGACAGCAGUUUUUACAACAACCAGCAGCCAGGCCAUUGCGCUGGGUCUCCUUUUGGCCAGCUCGGCUCCUACCAGUACCACGGCAGCGCCACGGGCUCUGUCCCAUAUCCUAACGCAAAGUCAUACGACCUUGCCUUUAAUUCUUCGUAUGGUGCAUACGGCUCUUACGGUUCCAACUCCUCUCCUACUCCAGCCGAGACAGAGAAAGAAGAAAGCGAGCCAGAAAUCCGGAUGGUUAAUGGAAAACCAAAGAAGGUCAGGAAACCUCGAACCAUUUAUUCCAGCUUCCAACUGGCUGCUCUUCAGCGCAGGUUUCAAAAGACCCAGUAUUUGGCUCUGCCAGAACGGGCCGAGCUGGCAGCUUCACUGGGCCUUACGCAAACACAGGUCAAAAUCUGGUUCCAGAACCGCCGAUCCAAGUUCAAGAAGCUGUGGAAAAGCGGAGAGAUUCCCCCAGAGCAACACGUUGCUUCCAGUGAAUCUCCUCCGUGCGCGUCUCCGCCGACUACCGCCUGGGACUUUCCACAGACUCCGAGAAUGAGCAGUGUCGGCUCCAGUUUACCUCAGAGCAGCGGCAGCCCUUCCAACACGACUUCGUCGUUUUUGGCAAACUACUCCUGGUAUUCAACUACGAACUCUACAACGCAUCUGCACCCUCCUCUGGUUCAGCAUCACCACAACUCAGCCAUAAGCGCUGGGACGAUAUUCUGAGACAAAAAAACAAAACAUUGGUUUUAAAACGGACAAUAAAAAAAUGCCAAUACCUUGAUUUCACAGACCUCGUGUGCGUCUUUACGCGCAGAAACUAGCAGAAAUGAACGAAGCAAGACAGGUUCAUGGACUAGUUUUGAUGCUGGUGAAGUGAUAGACACAGAUUUCUACACUUAUUUUUGUAUUUAUUUAUUUUCUUCGUGUGAGGGAUGAAUGAACCACUAUUACCCAAAGCAUUCACAACCUGGCCACGAGCCUACCUUUACGCGGACGUCACUUUCUUUUGACAUUUUUUGAAAAAACAACAAAAAAACGACUUUUGACAUCAGGACAGCCUGUCACAGAUGUAGCGCAAAUUAUAUCCUAACUGUAUCGUGCCUUUUGCAAUAUGACCUCAUUUUGUUCUGCGGGAAAAUAGCGUAUUCACUCCUCAAAUAGCUUAGUUGAUAUGAAUAUACAGGAAGGUUAAAUGUCUUUGUAAAUAGCCUAUUUUAUCACAGCUUUUUUUACAGUCCAUGUUGCUCUGAAUCUUCUCUUAAGGAUGUUGGUGCAAACUCAUUAAUCACCGUACAAGCUACUGAUUGUUCCACCCCCUGAUUAACUUGGAUUGCAUUUUAUUGUGUUUUUGUCUUAUUUAUUUUAGCAGUGUUUCAUAUAUGGUCAGACGUUAUUUAAAUAAAAUGUUUCCUGUGAUUAUG